GCAUACGUCAAAAGUCAAGGUCGCAGCUGUGCGCAUGUUUUAUAAAACUAAUUGGACUACAGCUAAGUAAAUUAGUCUUGGGAUUUAAUGCUGAGUCGCGGGUUGCGGCAGUUUUCCCGAUACCUUUACAAAAUGGUGCCCGAGGUUGUUUUUGUGUUAGGCGCGCCGGGAGCCGGCAAAGGCACUCAGUGCUCAUUUAUUUCUAAGGAAUAUGAUUUUGUACAUUUAUCCGCUGGAGAUUUGUUGCGCGAAGAGCGGCAACGGCCUGGUUCCGAAUACGGGGAAAUGAUCGAACAAAAAAUACGGAACGGUGAGAUCGUACCUGUGGAGGUUACGUGCUCACUUAUACACAAGGCCAUGCAGAACUCCGGCAAGACGCGUUUCCUAGUGGACGGCUUCCCUCGCAACAAGGACAACCUGGACGGUUGGGAGCGCGUCAUGUCCGACAAGACGAAGCUGCUGUUCGUACUGUUCUUCGAGUGCUCGCCGGACAUCUGCACCGAGCGCUGCCUCGGCCGGGGCGCCGCCGGUAGUGGCCGCUCCGACGACAACUUAGACAGCCUCAAGAAGAGGUUUAAUACUUACUUAAACGACACCUUGCCUAUUAUCAACCAUUAUGAUAGAAAGGGUCUUGUGCGAAGGAUUAAUUCAGAGGUGGCCCCGAAUGAAGUGUUCCAAGAUGUUAAGGUUGCAUUCAAGGACAUUGGACUGCAGAGUAUAGCAAAUUAAUCAAUUUACCAUAAGUAGGCCAAUCUUGUGUUGUGUAUGUACAUUGCAGAACUUUGUCUUGUGCUAGGAAUAUUGGUGUUAUUGGAAUGAACCAGUAAGCUUUAAAUGCUAAAUGAAUUUUACCAGAUAUUGUAAAAGCAGUAAUGAAAUGAUUAGGAAUCUGAGGACUUAUUACAGAUACAUUUACUAGAAGAGUAUUGUUUAGUUUCUGAAUCAUGUUAAGUUACAUCCUUAAUCUUAUCAAGUAGGGACAACUCCAUUUAUAUAUCUUAAUAAAUGCUACUGCAUCUAAGUUGCUAACACAUCAUUAUCAUAAGAAGACAAACUAGGUAUCCUAAUAAUUAAAUUAUAAUAACAAAUAAACAUUGAACUGAAACCUAUUGUAUUCUUAUUUUUUUAUUGUGCAUAAUGUUUAAGUUUUAGUUUUUAUACAUUGGCUUUAUGCAUACUUUUUGAAAUACAGUUUGAAACAAACAUUUCUCAUACCUUAUUUAUUUUAUUGUAUUACUCUUUUUAGAAUUUGUGAUAAGUGAAGUUCUAUAAGUAAAGAGAAUCAGCCUGAUUCUUUAUCUGUUUAUGUAACUAAUAAGUAUCUUAUCAAUUUCAACAGCAAAGCCAUGCCUCUUCAGCAUAAUAUUAAAUGAUUAUUUCUAACAAAAUGUUAAAGCAUUGCGUCAUCACCUGAAGUGGAACACUCAUUGAUUUAUACAAUUUCACACUUAGAAUUCAUUCUUCAGGCAACAAUGCAUGUGUCACAUAACUUGUGAAAACAAUGCUUCUGACUUUCACAGAUACAACAAACUGUCUUUAAUACUAAUUAAAACUGGGGAAUAAGAGCAGAUAUAGUAGAACCUUGAUUGUUUUUGUUGGAGUUUUAAGAAUAAUCUAAUAGCAUUUCUGUCUUGUCUUGUGAUGUAUUUUUCAAUAGCUAUUAUGUGCCUGUUUAAAAUGUGCAUUAUAAACACAUUCCUAGAUCGCCCGCAGUGUAUGUAUGUGUAAUACAAAAUGUUGUUGAUCAAGUAGCUUAUGUGAUCGUAAAUACAAUAUCUAACGUUAC
Messenger RNA from Trichoplusia ni (cabbage looper), 1786 nucleotides. It is a transcript of the gene Dak1, whose product is annotated as UMP-CMP kinase. Lineage: Eukaryota; Metazoa; Arthropoda; Insecta; Lepidoptera; Noctuidae. The transcript has a single exon. Gene Ontology annotation, molecular function: UMP kinase activity; ATP binding. Gene Ontology annotation, cellular component: cytoplasm; nucleus. Gene Ontology annotation, biological process: CDP biosynthetic process; UDP biosynthetic process; 'de novo' pyrimidine nucleobase biosynthetic process. The record is from RefSeq and is a predicted model, not a curated record. The coding region runs from base 88 to 729 and encodes 213 amino acids.